Molecule: messenger RNA, 7874 nt
Organism: Ochlerotatus camptorhynchus
Lineage: Eukaryota; Metazoa; Arthropoda; Insecta; Diptera; Culicidae
Gene: kto
Product: kohtalo
Exons: 8
Coding region: 488-7846 (2452 amino acids)
Biological process (GO): regulation of transcription by RNA polymerase II
Cellular component (GO): mediator complex
Molecular function (GO): transcription coregulator activity
Source: RefSeq, a predicted model, not a curated record
CCCCAAAUAGAUACAUUAAUAUUUCUCGCAUCCAUGAACAUACAUUAUUUGGUACCAAACAUGAUUUAUUUUUUAUUUUGGUAGUAACUAACUGUGUUUGUUGGUAAGAAGUAGUAUUACCUUCUCUUUAUACAUUGAGAUCCUUCGGUCAAGACUGACUGACAACCGCACAGCCAUAUUUGUUUUCGUCGUCACCACUGCUGUACUAUAUUUUUCGCUGUCUUAUUUUACAAGAAGUAGCGUCGGUCGUUAUUAUUUUAAGAAAAAAAAAAAAAACAGUUUUAAAUUGAAUAGUUCAACUACUAUCUGGUGCGAAGUUUCUAUGUGAGCUGUGAAGAACGCCGAACAUACCGAAAAUUACUGAAUUUUGAGUGUAAAACCAGAAUAUUGUUACAAGAUAUCAUAGCAGACACUUCUGCCUUUUGCUUAACAUUUGCUGAUCACAAAUGGAAGACGAAACUGUGUACAGAAUCUGACAAAGUGUUCGAUGUGGGAAAAGAUGAAUAUGCGUCCACUGAAGAGGCCUCGUUUGGGGCCUCCUGAUGUCUACCCGCAAGAGGCAAAACAACGGGAAGACGAGCUUACCUCUACUCAUGUCAAGCAUGGAUUUGCCACGGAGCAUAAACUUUCAGAGGAGUUUGGUACCGCUAGGAAUUGUAACGUAACGGCUAGUAAGGUAGGCGCGUACUUUAAUGCAAUUUUAGCCCGGAAAGAAGAAUUAAUGACGUUACCAGAUUCGGGACGAAAAAAACAACAAAUUAACCCAAAAGACAAUUUUUGGCCCGUAACAGCUAGGACCAAAGCUACCCUGGAUACAUGGUUCAGAGAUUUAGCGGGCACAAAACCUCUAAGUAGCUUAGCAAAAAAGGCACCGAGUUUCAAUAAGAAAGAGGAAAUAUUUUCAAUGCUUUGUGAAAAUCAAGUUACAAUGCAAAGAGCAGCAUGGUUUAUAAAGCUAAGUUCCGCUUAUACUGUAGCAGUCUCCGAAGCAAAGAUCAAAAAACGACAAAUGCCAGACCCGGCUACCGAAUGGACCGGAACAUUAAUUAAAUUUAUGAAGGACUUAAUACCCAAACUUCACGAACACUUUUACCAGGGUACAGUCCAGGAAAAAUCAUCGUCUACUGGCUCUUCAUGUGCCCCCGGCGGGAUGACACCCAAUUCUGGACAAAAUCCAAAUCAAACUAUACCAGCCCCGAUGUCUAGUCCAGUCGGAAGUAUCCAUAGUCCAGCUAGCUCAAGUCUUGGAAGCAGUACUUCACAGAUACAGAAUCAAGCCCCACCUCCCUCUCCACAGGAGGAACAAAAACUCGCUCAAAAGCAAUGGAAUUACUGCGCUCAGUUGUGCAAAUAUAUGUAUGAAGAAGGCUUGUUAGAUAAAGCAGAAUUUCUCAACUGGGUUCUAGAUUUGCUUGACAAAAUGAAAUCAUCGUCCUCGUCUGAUGAUGGAAUUCUAAAAGUUUACAUACCACUAGCUAUGCAAUACCUGCCGGAUUUUGUUCAAUCAGAACGGUUCGCCCGUCGGCUAGCCUAUGCUGUUUGCAAGAAACUAGCUCAUUUUAUCAAUGUAAUGGCAGAUAGUCAUAAUUUAAAUUUAACCAACUCAGAUACGUUCCAGACUAAACAAGAAUCAUUGGAACAAAAGGAUAAAAAUACAGAAAGAGUGUCCAUUGAAACGGAUACUAAAAAUGAUGAUGCGUCUCGGCUCAAUCCUUUUGAUUCAAUUUUCUCAGAAUACAUAGGCUGUCCCCAUCAUCGUGACAUGAUAAUGCAGCUAACCUCGAUCAUUCAAGUUAUAACACUAGAGUGCCCUACGGCUCUGGUAUGGUGUGGUGUUGGAGAAACACGCUCGUCCUCUGUUCUUGCCGGAAGUCCACUAGAUCAUCUUCCAAUUGCACCAUCCGGACUUGCAAUGCCAGCUCGUUGUGAAAAGUCUAACGAAGAAGUACGAAAGAAGUUAAUACUAGCGGAAGAAAGUAUAAAAAUACGUUCGAGACAUGCGGAAUCCCGUUGGUGCAUUGAUAAAUGGCAAACAGCGGCUGGAAAUGCUAGUUUGAAAAUAUUGACGGUUUUGGAUGCACUAGAUGGACAUUGCUUUGAUCGUAUGGACACAAACAACUCGCUAGAUACGUUAUAUCAGAAAAUUUUCCCUCCUUUGCAAAUACAAAAGGAAAUUUCAAAUGCUAACAGCUGCAGCCCUGUAAAUGUAAAUGAAAGCACCAGCAAGCAAUUAGAGUUUAAUGUCGAACAGGAUGCAUCAAUCAUCAAGAUUUUAUGUGAAUGGGCUGUAUCUUGGCAGCGUUGGGGAGAACAUCGCGCAAUGGCUGUUGCGUGGUUGUUGGAUAAAAGACAAUCUGAAGUUUACACAACAUACGAGAAUGAAAGUGGCAACAAUGUGAAUUCAUCUGACGACAAAGACUCGGUAAUUUCUGGAGGUGGGCCCGGAGGCGGAUUUCCUAUUUUUCAGAAUAUUUUAAUGAACUUUUUGGACAAUGAUGCUCCGACAUUUGAAGAACAUUGCACACCGCAAAACAAGAGCCAAUUUACAAAUCUAGUACAUUUGUUUAGCGAGUUGAUUAGACAUGAUGUCUUUUCACAUGAUGCGUAUAUGUGUACAUUAAUUUCGAGAGGUGAUUUACUGACUGGAUCUGGAAUGUCCGCAGUCGAUGCACAAACGAAUUGCAAUCCUGGACUAAUAACGGGUCCUGUUUCAAAUAAACCGGUAACAUCAUCACCUAAUGUGAAUCAAAGUGUAGAUGAAGAUGUUAUUCAGAACGACUUUAAGGCAAAGUUAGAAGAUUUGGAUGACUCCAACGUCGAUGAUGAUUUGGAUAAAUUACUGCAGCACAUCAAGGAGGAUCAGCAAAAUUCAAUGGAUGCCCCAGAUAGCCCAAAAGAUCCAGAACAAGCAACACCACAGCCGAACGUUGUCAACAUUAAGGCAGAAUCUUCCAGUCGACAUUUUUUGUACACGGAACACUUCCCACUAUGCCAGGAUGAUCCAAUAUCUCAACAUGAUUGCAAUCAGCGUUACAUACUUUUAUAUGGAGUUGGCAAAGAACGAGACGAAAAGAAACACGCAGUGAAAAAAAUGUCAAAAGAGAUUUGCAAAUUGUUCUCGAAGAAAUUUAGUAUUGAUGUUGCAGAGGGAGGUAAAGUGAAGAAGCAUUCACGGAAUGAGUUUAACUUUGAAUCAACAUCCAACAAGUGUCAAUCUAUGUCAUAUUUUGACCAAUAUGUUGUUACCUGGCAAUGUGCGGUUCAAGUUCAAGAAAUGUUGAAUAGUUUUGCUCUUGGAAAUAGCAGUUACCUCCCUGUUCAAGAGCAUGUUGCCUUUAUGUUUGAUUUGAUGGAAUCUGCAUUCAACAUCUAUGGUUUGAUUGAUACAUGCAUACAAAUUUUAAAAGAGCUUCCCGAAGUAGAGUUACAACUUAUGAGCAAGAAUUCUGUUUUGGUUAAAAACUAUACCACCUCUCUAAGUUUGUACGUAGUAGGCGUUUUAAGACGAUACCAUUGUUGCUUACUGCUAUCACCAGAACAAACCAAUGCGAUUUUUGAAGGACUUUGCCGAAUUGUGAAACAUGUAACUAAUCCAAGUGACUGUAGUUCUGCAGACCGAUGCAUUCUAGCCUAUCUUUACGAUCUCUACUCAGCAUGUACAUCCCUCAAAACUCGUCCUCAACAAGAACAAGCCUUUAAUAAUGCUUAUCCAAAAAUCAAGCAAGCUCUUUACACUCCAUUACAACCGGCUCCAUCUGCUCAUACUUACAACGCGCAGUUUAUGGUCGAUAUCAUAAAUUCACCCCGACGAGGAGGCAAAAUCGAGCCAUGUUGGGCUCGUCAACUAAAUGAAUCCGCAUCGAAUCGUUAUAGUUUUGUGUGCAAUGCAGUGAUUGCUGUUACCCGAGACAUUGAUAAUGAUACAUUAAAUGACAUAGCAGCAAUGUGCGCUGAAUUAACAGCUUGUUGCAAUGCCUUGAGUACAGAAUGGCUUGGAGUUCUUAUAGCCCUUUGUGGAUCUAGCAAAGAUGCUGGGUACUACGUGGAUGUGAUGGCUCAAGUGAACAUAAAGAAUACCAACAUCCAUAAUGCUCUAUCCGUAUUUACGAGCAUCCUCGUUGCAAGACAUUGCUUUUCAUUAGAAAAUUUCGUUGCUCACGUCGCGUUGCCUGCGCUGGUUCAAGCAUGUAAAGGACGCAGUGAAACAACAUCUGAGAUUGAAGCAGGAGCUAGGUUAUCCUGUCACCUUUUGUUACGAUUAUUCAAAACUAUCGAGUGCCCACAGCCAGGACUAUACUCAGUAAGUACAUCACCAAACCCCAUCACAACUACUGGACAAGUUCAUAACAUCAAGUUAAGCUGUGAUCGGCAUCUCCUUGCUGCUGCACACAAAAACAUUGGGGUCGCUCCAGUGUUAGCAGUGCUGAAAGGAAUCCUAGUGGUGGGCGAUGCCACAGCUCACAAAUCACAAUCGUCGAUUUUUGGAAGUGGAAAACGAAGUGGAUUAAACACGCCAGUUCAUCCUGGAAGUACUCCGAAGAAUGCCGGUGAUUUAAGCCACAUUUUGGGUACAAGUGAUCUCUCAGUCUUAGGCAACACCGAUGAAGUGGUGCUGGACAUUACGCAAAACAGCACCAACCAAGAUACAACAACAACAAGUUUAUCGGAAUUUGCUCAGCAUGUUCUGCGUCAAAUAUGCUCUCAAGAGUGGGUCUUAGAGCGAUGUCUUCAAAAUGCUGAAGAACUGUGCCAACAAGGAAUGCUGAUAGACAACAUGUUGACUGCAAAGCAAGCACAAAGAUUAUUGCAUAUGAUCUGCUACCCUGAGAAUGAAUCGAGCUUGAUUGCGGAAAUGGACCAAAAAGCUAUUAUCGUUCGAAUUCUCGAAAACCUUGAGCAGUGGUCGUUGCGGAUUUCAUGGCUUGACUUACAACUUAUGUUUAAGCAAACCAAUUGCAGUUCACCUGAGCUAUCUAACUGGCUAGACAUUGUUGCAAGAGCGGCGAUCGAUGUUUUCCAAGUUUAUGAAUGUAAUUUCAUGGGAUCAUUCACAAAUAAUGUAAAAAAUGAAAAGACUAAGCCAUCAAUUUGGUUGGUAGCUCCUUUAGUAGCUAAACUUCCAAGUGCAGUACAAGGAAGAAUUUUGAAGGUUGCUGGACAAGUACUAGAAAGUACUAAUAUGUUCAGCAAAUCAAAAGAUAGUAGUUCCGGGAAUAAUAAUAAUGGCUUGCACAGUCAAGGUGGCAACAGCAACAGUUCAAUCAGUUCAAACGGAAGCGUAAUGGUGGGAAAACAAAGCUCACAGUUGAAUCAUCAGCCCUUUUUAGGUUUGGUACUUACUUGCUUAAAAGGUCAAGACGAGCAAAAAGAAGGUUUACUGCAAAGUCUAUACUCACAGCUAUCACAGUUUCAGCAGAAUCGAGAUUUGGAAACGGUUGGUGGAAUAGAGGAUCCACUUGGUUUUGAAAAAAUGUUAGACGCCCUACAGCUACGAUAUUCUCUGGUAGGGGGUUUAUUUGAUGCAAUUCAAAAGAACUCGACUUCCACCAGUGACUGGGCCAUACUUUUUGCGCAACUUAUAAGUCAAGGAGUGAUCGAUUUGAGCAACAAUUCGGAGCUAUUUACAACAACUUUAGAUAUGCUUGCCACUCUGAUUCACUCGACACUCGUUUCUGAUAGUCAAUCAGAGCGGGAUGAAACUAAAAAACAGUAUACUAACUUGAUGAAAAAAUUAAGAAAGGAGCUGGGUGACAAAAACAAUCCUUCAAUCAAGUAUGUGCGGCAGCUACUUCCUCUUGCAAAACAGACAUGUGAAGUGAUAGCUUGUGAGCCUGCUGGAAGUUCUAUUGAUGCAAAAGGAAAUAAGAUCAACAUUGAUAGUAUCGAAAAGAAGCACGGUUUGCGAUUGUCAGACAAGCAGAGAGUAAGCGUUUGGGAUCUAUUAGAAGGUCAUAAAAAUCCUGCUCCUCUAUCCUGGGCUUGGUUUGGAGCAGUAAAAAUAGAACGAAAACCUUUGGCAUACGAGGAGACGCAUCGGCUUUUGAAGUAUCACACUCAUAGUUUGGUAAAACCUAGCAGCUAUUUCUAUGAACCACUGCCUUUACCACCAGAAGACUUAGAACCUCUACAGGAUAAAGUUAAAGACGAUAUGAAAGCUGAUACACCCACCUCAGAUCAAUCUCCUAAUCCAACCGGUAAAAAGGGCAAAUCUCAAGCCCGGAAACGAAAGCAAAAAGGAACUACAACGCCACAAAAUCAACAACAAUUAGGUCAAGCACAAGGACUACCUGGUCAAACACAAAUCGGACAGCAACCAGGAAUGAUUGUUGGACAGCAACAAUCUAAUCAAGGACAGCAGCAGCAACAGCAGCAACAAAUCGCUAUGACUCCACAGCAAACGAUGCAACAGCUUCAAAAUGCUAAUCUUGCCCAAAUUCAAAUGGGUGGUCAUAUGAAUCAAAUGAAUUCACAACAUAUGCAACAACAAUAUCAACAGCAAAACCAAAACCAACUGAUAGCUCAACAGCAAACUCUUGGUCAAGUAGGUCAUACUGGGAUGACUGGCAUGAUGGGUCCCCAGCAGCAACAAGCUGGUCCCAAUCAAAUGGGAUUUGUUGGAGCUGGUUCGGGUGGCGUUAAUUCUAUGAAUAACCCGAUGGGUAAUCAGAAUGCAGCCGCAAGUAAUCAGCAAUGGGGUGGUUAUAAUCCUAUGCAGCAACAAACACAGCAACAACAGCAACAACAGCAACAGCAGCAAAUGUUCUACAACCAAGCUAUGGCACCAGGGUUGAAUAGAUUUGAUAGGCCACAGUUAAAUACUAAUCCCAAGCAGGUUCUAUCGAAUAUGUUACGAGCGCGGGGUGUAAACCCUGGGACAGCUGGAUACAUGCAACAAAGUCAACGUAAUCCACAACAGCCAUUUAUGCGUGGACCAAUACGACCUGGAAUCCCAAAUCAAAUGGUAGGUGCUGGAAUGACAGCUACGGCUGGUGGAACGAUGAUGGGAUCAGGUGGAAGCAUGAUUCAAACAAAUAUACUUACUCAGCAAGGAUCAGGUAUGGUCAAUCAAGGAUUGGGAAACGCUGCAAUGGGAGGAAAUGCAUUGAUGGGACAAGGCACUGGAAAUACGAGUACCAGUGGGAUGGGUAACCCGAGUAUGAUGGGAAUCCAAAAUAUUCAACAAUCUAGUAACAUGAAUCCUGGUAUGGUGAACCAGGGAAUGAAUUCCAGUCUGGUAAACACGGGAAUGUUAGGACAAGGUCAAGGUACUUCAAGCACAGGCACAUUGGGUAAUACAGGUAUGAUGGGAAUGCCGAAUAUGCAGCAAAGUGGAAUGCAAGCUGGAAUGUUUCAAGGACAAGGAGGACCUUAUCAAAAUUACCCGAACUAUGGCAAUCAGGGUAUAGGACAACAAAGUGGCCAGGGUAUGAUGAGUAACUUUAAUCAAAUGAGCCAGCAAAGAAAUACUCAAGCCGAAUACAUGGCUCAACAAAGAGCACUUGCUGCGCGGGGUGGACAAUAUGGGCAGCAUGCCCCAAAUGUCACUAUGAAUAACAUGGUCAAUCAAGGAGCAGUUCCGCCAUAUCCGAGACAGGGUGGUAAUGCAGGCACAGCAGCUGCACAAAAUCAGCAGCAGUUCCAACAACAAAGACUGCGACAGCAAAUGAUGAUGCAACAGCAACAAGGAAUGGCUCAACAAGGCAAUACCCAAGGAAUGGUGCAAAAUCAGGGGCAAGGUAUGAGUCAGCAACAAACGCCUAAUCUGGUUGCACAACUACAACGUCAAAUGCCAAAUCAGGGCAACAUGAUGGGUCAGCAGUACUCGCACCAACCUCCACCUUACUGAAAUAAUUGAUAAUUGCAUGGCUUCAUAU